UAAACAAAUACAAAAGGUUGAAAACCUCUUUAAAAAAGUCCUUUGCCACUGUCAGCCCAUAGUGAUCCAAAACCACCACCUUGUUCUUGUUUCCUGCUUCUUGUUACUUGAUCCCAUGUGAAAGACACUUAUAAAUAUAUUUCUCUAACACCCAACCCUCCAUCCAAACAAAAUCUACAAUCAUUUCCAGUUUCUCAAUUCUAAUCACCAACCUUUUUAUUUUAUUUAAUGGAAGCCAAUAAUGUAGUCGGCGCGGCGGCUCAGCCGCCAACCACCGUCUCAUCCUCAUGCGGGACUCUCGGCGGCCAUCUGGCGCGCCGGUUAUCCCAGAUCGGCGUGAAGGACGUGUUCUCAGUUCCAGGAGACUUUAACUUGACUUUACUUGACCACUUGAUCGCUGAGCCGAGUUUGAACCUGGUGGGCUGCUGUAAUGAGCUGAACGCCGGCUAUGCGGCUGACGGCUACGCGCGAGCCAAAGGGGUCGGCGCCUGUGUUGUUACGUUCACUGUGGGUGGACUGAGUAUGCUCAACGCGAUCGCUGGCGCUUAUAGUGAGGGUUUGCCGGUUAUUUGUAUUGUGGGUGGGCCGAAUUCGAAUGAUUAUGGGACGAAUAGGAUUCUUCAUCAUACGAUCGGGUUGCCGGAUUUUACUCAGGAGAUGCAGUGUUUUCGGACUGUUACUUGUGCUCAGGCAGUGGUGAACAAUUUGGAAGAUGCACAUGAACAGAUCGACACCGCAAUUUCAACCGCUUUAAAAGAAAGCAAACCAGUUUACAUCAGUAUAAGUUGCAAUUUACCUGGAAUUCCUCAUCCUACAUUCACUCGAGAGCCCGUACCUUUCUUUCUUCCACCAAUAUCAAGCAACCAAUUAGGGCUAGAAGCAGCAGUGGAAGAGACAGCCAAACUAUUAAACAAAUCCGUAAAGCCGGUCAUUGUAGCCGGUUGCAAAUUACGUGUCGCAAAGGCGCAAAAAGCUUUUAUGGAAUUCGCAAACGCUUCCGGAUAUCCAAUAGCGAUAAUGCCAUCAGCCAAAGGACUUGUACCGGAGCACCACCCGAAUUUUAUCGGGACGUAUUGGGGUGCGGUUAGCACCAGCUUUGUUGGGGAGAUAGUGGAAUCAGCCGAUGCGUAUAUCUUUGUCGGACCCAUCUUUAAUGAUUAUAGCUCGGUUGGAUACUCGUUAUUGAUCAAGCAAGAAAAACUGAUCACGGUGCAGCCUAAUCGUGUCACAAUCGGUCAUGGUCCUUCUUUGGGUUGGGUUUUUAUGGCGGAUUUCUUGAGUGCAUUGGCUAAAAAGCUUAAGAAAAACAGCACAGCGUUGGAAAAUUAUAAUAGGAUUUUUGUUCCUAGUGGCGUGCCUUUGAAAUACGAGAAAGAUGAACCUCUUCGGGUCAAUAUCCUCUUCAAACACAUUCAAGAAAUGUUAAGUGGAGAAAAUGCGGUAAUUGCGGAGACAGGUGAUUCAUGGUUCAAUUGUCAAAAGUUACGUCUCCCUGAGAAUUGCGGUUAUGAAUUUCAAAUGCAAUAUGGAUCGAUCGGAUGGUCUGUGGGUGCGACCCUCGGUUAUGCUCAAGCAGCUAAAGACAAACGUGUGAUCGCUUGUAUUGGUGAUGGUAGUUUCCAGGUAACAGCACAAGAUAUUUCAACUAUGAUUCGUUGUGGACAGAAUCCGAUCAUAUUCCUGAUCAACAACGGAGGUUAUACAAUCGAAGUAGAAAUCCAUGACGGUCCGUAUAAUGUCAUCAAGAACUGGGACUACACCGGUCUUGUCAAUGCUAUCCACAACGGUGAAGGCAAAUGUUGGACUUGCAAGGUUCGAACCGAAGAAGAGCUAGUGGAAGCCAUUGCAACAGCAACAGGAGCACAAAAGGAGUCGCUAUGUUUUAUCGAAGUAUUUGCGCACAAAGAUGACACAAGCAAAGAGCUACUGGAAUGGGGCUCGCGAGUCUCUGCUGCUAAUAGCCGUCCUCCAAAUCCACAGUAGUCACUCAAAUUAUCGCGCAAAAAUGACCAUUGCAGUUGUUCCUUCAAUGGCAUAAUAAUAAUAAUAAUAAUCUGAGUCUUGAUUGUAAAUAAGCCAUCGGUUUAAUGUUGUUUAGUGAUUGUUAACCAUGAGGUUUGUAAUAAGGAGUAGUUUCAAUGUUUGUGUUGGUUUGUCUUAUGGAUUUAUCUAAAGUUAUGGCUGAUUAUUUCAAGUUGUGCUCUCAA
Helianthus annuus (common sunflower) is the source of this 2207-nucleotide messenger RNA. RefSeq names its product pyruvate decarboxylase 1. The coding region runs from base 229 to 1983 and encodes 584 amino acids. Lineage: Eukaryota; Viridiplantae; Streptophyta; Magnoliopsida; Asterales; Asteraceae. The transcript is spliced from 7 exons. The record is from RefSeq and is a predicted model, not a curated record. Gene Ontology annotation, molecular function: magnesium ion binding; thiamine pyrophosphate binding; carboxy-lyase activity.